Molecule: messenger RNA, 3368 nt
Organism: Equus quagga
Lineage: Eukaryota; Metazoa; Chordata; Mammalia; Perissodactyla; Equidae
Gene: SLC7A9
Product: solute carrier family 7 member 9
Exons: 14
Coding region: 174-1637 (487 amino acids)
Biological process (GO): amino acid transmembrane transport
Cellular component (GO): membrane
Molecular function (GO): L-amino acid transmembrane transporter activity
Source: RefSeq, a predicted model, not a curated record
GCACGACCAGGCAGACGCAGACGGUCAGCCAGCCGGCAGCUCCCUGCCUCUGCAGUGUCGGGCAGAAGAUGCGUUAACGGGAAGAGCCCGCGCUGAGCUCCAGUCGCGUCUUGUCUGCCAGAGCGUUUGCGGAACCAAGGCCCGUGGCCUCCUAGAACCGGCAGGAGCAGAAAAUGGAGGAGCCCAGCCUGAGAAAAAGGAGAGAGGACGAGAAGUCGAUCCAGAGUAACGAACCCAAGACCACAAGUCUCCAGAAGGAGGUGGGCCUGCUCAGCGGCAUCUGCAUCAUCGUGGGCACCAUCAUCGGCUCUGGGAUCUUCAUUUCCCCCAAGUCUGUGCUCAGGAACACGGAAGCCGUGGGGCCCUGUCUCAUCAUAUGGGCGGCUUGUGGGAUUCUUGCAACACUGGGUGCCCUGUGCUUUGCGGAGCUUGGUACGAUGAUCACAAAGUCCGGGGGCGAGUACCCUUACCUGAUGGAGGCCUUUGGGCCCAUUCCCGCCUAUCUCUUCUCCUGGACCAGCCUGUUCGUCAUAAAGCCCUCGUCCUUUGCCAUCAUCUGUCUCAGCUUUUCUGAGUAUGUUGCUGCGCCCUUCUACUCGGGCUGCGAGCCUCCUCAGGUUGUCGUGAAAUUCCUGGCUGCCGCCGUCAUCCUGCUUAUCACCACGGUGAACUCGCUGAGCGUGCGGCUGGGCAGCUACGUCCAGAACGUGUUCACAGCGGCCAAGCUGGUGAUCGUGGCCAUCAUCAUCAUCAGUGGACUUGUCCUCCUGGCCCAAGGGAAUACAAGGAAUUUUGAAAAUUCUUUUGAGGGCACAAGACUGUCCGUGGGAGCCAUCAGUCUGGCAUUUUACAAUGGCCUCUGGGCAUAUGACGGAUGGAAUCAGCUCAAUUAUAUCACAGAAGAACUUAGAAACCCUUUCAGAAACCUGCCCCUGGCCAUCAUCAUCGGGAUCCCGCUGGUCACAGGGUGCUACAUCCUCAUGAACGUUUCCUACUUCACUGUGAUGACCGCGACCGAGCUCCUGCAGUCCCAGGCCGUGGCCGUGACGUUUGGUGACCGCGUUCUCUAUCCAGCCUCCUGGGUUGUCCCGCUCUUCGUGGCCUUUUCAACCAUCGGCGCUGCCAACGGGACCUGCUUCACGGCAGGCAGGCUCGUUUACGUUGCUGGCCGGGAAGGCCACAUGAUGAAAGUGCUCUCUUACAUUAGCGUCCGGCGCCUGACUCCAGCCCCUGCUAUCAUCUUUUAUGGGAUCAUAGCGACUAUUUACAUCAUUCCUGGUGACAUAAACUCAUUAGUCAAUUACUUCAGCUUUGCCGCAUGGCUGUUUUAUGGCCUGACGAUUCUGGCACUGAUUGUGAUGAGGUUCACCAGGAAAGAACUGGAAAGGCCUAUCAAGGUGCCCAUCAUCAUCCCUGUCUUUGUGACUCUCGUCUCUGUGUUUCUGGUCUUGGCCCCGAUCAUCAGCCAACCCGCGUGGGAGUAUCUCUACUGUGUGUUAUUCAUGCUCAGCGGCCUCAUAUUUUACUUCCUUUUUGUCUACUUUAAGUUUGGAUGGGCUCAGAAAAUCUCGAAGCCCGUCACCAUGCACCUUCAGAUGCUGAUGGAAGUUGUCCCAGCAGAGGAAGCUCCAGAGUAACACGCUCGGCCUCCCGGAAAGCGUCCAAGCUCUGAUGAGUUUAUUUUUGCCGCACCUCUUUCUGAGCCCCUGUCCCCUUGCCGUGUGUGCUGCCGAGCGGCAUCUUCUGCUGAUGAAGGCGUCCUGGAGAGAAACGGCAGAGGUCAACCCCGAGACGGACAGGCAAAACCCGGCUCUACAGGGCAUCCCAGCGAGAAGGGCAGGCGGCAACAAACGCCCGUGCAGUGCUUCCCACCACGAGCUACAGCGCACAGAGCUCCCGGCUCACGCACAGGUGACACGCAGCGCAGCCGCUCUGCUCGCUGCAGCGGCCCUGGCACCAGACACAGAGCAGGGGAUCGAGGCGCAUUAUCAGAGAAGUGCAGUCACUCAUUUACCAAAAUAAGUCUCCUUUAAGUCAUUUAACUUUGAGAAUAAUGUAUACCACUACCCACUUCAAAGGGGAUAAAAGGGCGGGAAGCAACAGCCCCCUCCUGCCCUCCCCCCGCCCCAGUUCCUCCAUCCCUCUUCCCAGACACACCCUCUUGCCAGUUUGGGUCUGCUUCUAGAAACAUUCUUGCAUAAAAGAGCAAAGCCUGCCGUCUGUAUCUUUCUAUCUAAAACACACGCACACGCAUCUCAACACGCGAGAACCUACCAAGUUCACUUUCUGCCCCUUGUUUUGUUGAACUUAAUAAUGAGAGAUUACUUCAUAUCAUUUAAAUUGUGUUUUUCUUUUGUUUUUUUGAGGAGGUAACCACAUUCAUGUGGUUUAAUAUUUUAAAGUAAAUAAAAAGGUCUACACAGUGAAAAAUCUCCCUCUCACUCCUGUUCCCCAGCCACUCGAUUUCCUUUCUCGCGGGUGACCACGUAAUUCACUUUUUGUGCAUCCUUUUAGAGAGAAUUCAAGCCCAAAGGAGCAAAGCUAUACGAACACACAUACACACACACCCAUGGGGUAGGGGGUGUGCACGGGGCUCUCUGAGGGGACUUCCGAUGGACACGCAUGAAGCCUCCGUGGCAUGGCACCCCCCAAAGGUUGGAGGGCGGCGUCCCAUGUUCCAACCACCCGGCAGGGACCCCUCCCCAGGCCUCGUCCUCCUCAGCUCUGUGCAGCACCAGCCUCACCGCCCACCCCCUCCCUCCACCACGGCUCUGACUUGCUUCACCAGACCCUCAGCUGCUGGGGUUCUGUUCCUUCCUCCUCACACACGCACCCACCUCUGACUCUCCUCGGACCCCAGCAGACCGGAGCCUCCCCGACUCUCCUGAGCUCCAGGCUUGCACCUUCAAUCACCUUACACUAACAUGUCCCAAACCAACUCACAACCUCCUCUUCUCCAACGAGCUCUCUGGGAAACAUCCUGUGACUGUCAACCAUGCCACAUCCUCCCCGUCACGGGGGCGCAGGGUCACUGGAUCACGCUCCCUGAUGUCUGUCAGUCACUACGUCCCAUGGCUUCCAGGUCUUUCCAGUCCCCAGAAUCUGUCGUCCUUCCCGACCUCUACGGAAUGGUGCCAUUCUCCUCGCUUCUGAUCCAGACUACCACCACAGCUUCCCGACCCGCCUCCUGAAUGGGGUCUCUGCCAGGCAGACUCCCGCUGUGGACUCUCACGGUCCCCUGCGCUUCUCUCCACCUUGUGCUGACGACCACAGGUGUGCCAUACUCCUGCACAACCACAACGCCACGUGUGCAGAGGGACCGAGCAGAGAGCUUUGCACAGACCUGGGGCUCAACAGCAGUUACCGUG